GCACGUCAGUCCUCCACGAAGGUGGGUCUUGUGCACGGCAGACGGUCGUCUGCAUAGAAAUAAGUACAGUCGGUGCAGAUAAAAAUUGGUUAUGUCGUAAAGCACGUGCGAGCCCACCCUUAAGAAAAUGCUGCCGCGAAUAUGCAAUGUUACCGUUGCAUUCAGCUUGGUUUUGUGUUGUCUAAUCGGUGCUUCUUUCGCCAAUUCGGAAUUUAACGACCAGGAUGCUGUUGUUUGUUCGAUAAGACAGUUUGCUUGUGCCAACAAAAAAUGCAUCCCGAUAUCCUACGUCUGCGACGGUGACGACGAUUGUGAAGACGGAUCAGAUGAAGGCGUCAAAGAAUGCCCAAAGAAUAAAACGUGUGAAAAAAAUGAAUUUCGAUGCAGCAGUGGCCGUUGUAUCCCGGCCCAUUGGCAAUGUGAUCACGAACAAGACUGUAACGACGGUAGUGACGAAGAUGAGCAUGUUUGUCAACAAAAAGUCUGCGGCGUUGAUGAGUUCACAUGUCGUUCGGCGUCAGGUGAAUGCGUUCCUUUAACAUGGAUGUGUGAUGACAACCCCGACUGUUCAGACGGCAGUGACGAGAAAGCAUGCAAUGAGACUUGUAGAUCGGAUGAAUUUACAUGUAAAAACGGGAAAUGUAUACAGAAAAGAUGGGUUUGUGAUUUAGAUAACGACUGCGGAGAUAACUCGGAUGAGAAGGAUUGUCCGCCUGUCACUUGUGCCCCCGAUUCGGAGUUUCAAUGCGCUGAAAACUUUUGUAUCACUAGCAAAUGGAGGUGUGAUGGGGAGUAUGACUGCGUGGAUGGGAAAGAUGAACAAGGAUGUCCGAAAAUGGCAAGUAGUAGUUCUUUCUGUCUUUCCGAGGAAUACGAAUGCGGAGAUCAUUUAACUUGUAUACAUAAGGGAUGGUUGUGUGAUGGUACAAGAGAUUGUCCCGAUGGGUCCGACGAGUCCCCCGACAAUUGUCAAAACAUCACUUGUAGAGCCGAUCAGUUCCAGUGCAAGGAUCGCUCUUGUAUUGCAGGACAUUUACAUUGUUCAGGACAUCCGGAAUGUCCAGAUGGCAGCGACGAACUCAAUUGUGGUUCUCCGGCGCCCAAAUGCGACCCGAAGACGGAGUUUGAUUGUGGCGGAGGUAAUUGCAUACCUCUUUCCCAAGUUUGCGAUAAGCGUCAGCAUUGUCCUGAUGGUGAAGACGAGCCAGUUGGUCGAUGUGGGAUUAAUGAAUGUAAUGAAAAUAAUGGAGGUUGUAGCCAACGUUGUGUCGACACUCCAUCGUCAUUUUACUGCGACUGUAACCACGGUUACAAACUGGUUGAUAAUACCACGUGUAAAGAUAUCAAUGAGUGCGAGAUUCCGGGCAGUUGUUCCCAGAUUUGUAUCAAUGAUAAAGGCGGCUUCAAGUGCGAUUGCCAGGCAGGGUAUAUGCGCGACCCACGUGACCUCACUAAGUGUAAAGCAAUCGAAGGGCACGCCUCCUUGCUCUUCGCCCGGAGAAGGGAUAUCCGAAAGAUUUCUUUGGAUCAUCACGAAAUGACCAGUAUUGUGAACGAGACGAAUUCAGCCACAGCUCUCGAUUUUGUGUUUCGAACUGGAAUGAUCUUCUGGAGCGAUGUUACAGAUAAAAAAAUAUACAAAGCGCCGAUUGAUGAAGGAAAUGAGAGGUCGGUCGUGAUCAGUAAUGACAUAACGACUUCAGACGGUCUCGCGGUUGACUGGAUCUACAACCACAUUUAUUGGACAGAUACCGGGAAGAAUACAAUAGAACUGGCGAAUUUCGAUGGAAAAAUGCGCAAAGUUUUAAUCAAAGACGAAUUAGAAGAACCGAGAGCGCUUGCGCUUAAUCCUUUAGAAGGCUGGAUGUUCUGGACGGAUUGGGGAAGUGAUCCAAAAAUUGAAAGAUCGGGGAUGGAUGGAUCACACAGACAGGCUAUUGUUACAUAUGACGUUAAAUGGCCCAACGGAUUGACUUUGGAUUUAGUCAAAAAACGGGUCUAUUGGGUCGAUGCUAAGCUAAAUGUGAUUUCCUCAUGUGAUUAUAAUGGAAGGAACAGGAGACUUAUACUCUUCUCACCGGAUUCUCUCAGACAUCCAUUUUCCAUCACCACCUUCGAAGAUUGGGUCUAUUGGACCGACUGGGAUAAAGCCGCCGUUUUCAAAGCCAACAAAUUCACCGGAAGUGACGUACAACCUGUUACAGCCACGGCCAUGAUUCAGAAUCCGAUGGUCAUUCACGUCUACCACCCUUACCGACAACCCGACGGCGAGAACCAUUGCCAGGCAGUGAACGGUCAUUGUUCCCACCUUUGUUUACCAGCCCCCCAGAUAAAUGCCAAAUCCCCCCGUAUUUCCUGUGCAUGUCCUGAGAAUUUAAGGAUGUUGAAAGAUGGAUUAACGUGUGUUCAAGAUGAAACAUUUACGACCACCGUAAAUUCUAUAACUUAUACAGAUUAUUCGUCAAUGUCAGAUUAUAUGACGGAAAGUACAACUAAUAAGUCACACACAACUAGUGUAAUCCCUGAAAGUUCUGAUGACGGCGCUGUUGCUGUUAUUGUAAUUGGAAUAUCUUUUGCUGUAAUAGUCAUAAUCGGUAUUGUGGUAUAUUUCCUGUAUAGAAAAUACGUGAAGCGUAACAUGACAUCUAUGAAUUUCGAUAAUCCUGUUUAUCGUAAAACAACCGAAGAUCAGUUUUCUUUAGAGAAAAAUCAAUAUCCGCCAUCUCGUCCGUAUUUAAGUACAGUUGGUGAAGAGGCUCAACAGCCUCUAACAGGUGCCAACAACCAAAAUGACAAUGUUUAAACAGUGAAAUUUUUUUACUCAAAGUGCUCAAUUACAGUGAAUUUAAAGACUUAGAGUUAAUUUAAAAAGUCAUCACUUCUUUUUGUAUAGAUGUGUAUUUAUUGUACCAUCGUAAAAAGAACUAAAUAUUAGUGUACUUGUUGUUAAAAUUCCAGUUUCGUGUCAAACUACAGACUGAAUUAAUAAGUUCAUUACGAAAACCUUUGUCAAAAUUUUUCAUAAACUGAUUUCCUUAUUCAUUAUUUGUGAUCUCAGUGAAAAUGGGAUUUUAACGAUGACUAGGAUGAAAGUGAGUGAGAUUCGAGAGGUAUGGGUUAAUUUGUCCAAAGAGUCGUAUUAGCAACUAAUCUAAGCCAAUUGUAAUUUUUAAUAGUCAUGUUUUUCUCCAAUGUUAAGUUUAUUUUUUGGAUUCGUACCUCGAUAUUUUUUUAUUUAUAUAUUUUCAUUGCUCAUGUUUGUAUAUAUUAAAUUUUUUAGAACUGUUUGUAUUGUUAAAUUAUUUAUUACACUACGAUGUUAAGCUUGUAAUAUUUUACUGCGAGAAAUCAAAAUGUAAAAAGUUGUAUAUUUCAGUCAUAAUAUAUACAUAUAAACCUAAUGUAGCUCUAAAAUUCUGUGAUUAUAUUGUUUGUAUUCCUUUUCAGUUUCUAGGAAUUGUCAUUUUUACUGUCUAGAUUAUUUAUCACAUCCUAACUUUUUGUUUUAUUUGUGUAAUUAUUCAAAUUUAAAUAUAUGUACAAUAUAA
This is a messenger RNA of Tribolium madens (black flour beetle), 3548 nucleotides long. It is a transcript of the gene LpR1, whose product is annotated as very low-density lipoprotein receptor-like. NCBI's taxonomy places the organism in Eukaryota, Metazoa, Arthropoda, Insecta, Coleoptera, Tenebrionidae. Gene Ontology annotation, molecular function: protein binding; calcium ion binding. The transcript has 13 exons. The coding region runs from base 128 to 2803 and encodes 891 amino acids. The record is from RefSeq and is a predicted model, not a curated record.